GGUUCCCGUCUCGUGAUGUCCUUUUGGUCUCAGUGAUCAUCACCAUCAGCCUUAGUGUCACCAUUGUUCUGUGUGGGUUCUGCCAAUGGUGCCAGCGCAAAUUGGGCAAACGCUAUAAAAACUCCUUGGAGACAGUGGGGACACCAGAUUCCAGCCGAGGUCGCAAUGAAAAGAAAGUCAUCAAUGAUCUAGACAGAGACUUUUGGAAUAACAAUGACAACACAGUACAGCAGAAAUGGAGCUCCUACCCUCCCAAGGAGUUUAUACUAAACAUAUCACCUUACGCCCCAUAUGGUGAUCCGCGACUUUCCCUCAAUGGCUCAUUGCUAUCAGGUGCAAAGCUGGCUGCCUCGGCCACAUCAGGGCUGGCAGGGGAGCGAGAAGGACGGCACGGGGAGAGGCAGCAGCUCCGAGAGGACGGCAUGAAGAGCAGCGUGUCUGCCCAGAGUGAACCCAGCAUUGGGAAGGCGGGGAGAGGCCGAUGGCAAACGGUGCAGAGCCACCUAGCAGCAGGGAAACUCAGCUUAACCAAUUUUGAGGAUUCCACCAUGUCCACAGCCACUACCCUUGAGUAUAUCCCCACCUCAGCAGGAGACCCGAAAUGCCAGCGCCCGCGCACCCUGAUGCGCCAGCAGAGUCUCCAGCAGCCGCUCAGCCAGCACCAGAAACCUAACCACAGCCAGCCCACCACCAGCCAGAGCCUGGGUCAGCUGCAAACCCACUCCAGCUCCGCCAGUGGCAACCCUCGGGGCUGUCGGAGUGGGCAGUCACGGCAAGGGAACUCUGCUGGUGCCAAGCACAGGACAGCUGGCGGACGCAGCCGCUCCAACCCUGGGAGCUGGGACCACGUAGUGGGGCAGAUCCGGAACCGAGGCUUGGACAUGAAGUCUUUCCUGGAAGGCCGUAUGGUGGUGUUAUCCCUUGUACUGGGGCUCUCAGAACAGGACGACUUUGCCAAUAUACCUGAUCUACAAGCUACCGGCAACCAGCAGAACCAGAACUCUCAGGGGGACAAGAGGUUACCUUCAGGUGGCAAGGCAGUGAACACAGCACCUGUGCCAGGACAGAUGCCGCAUGAUGAGACUGACCACAGAACAGAGCCUCACUCAUCCGUCUCAGAUCUUGUAAACUCCCUGACCAGUGAGAUGCUGAUG
This is a messenger RNA of Gekko japonicus, 1154 nucleotides long. RefSeq lists its product as uncharacterized. Gene Ontology annotation, cellular component: synaptic vesicle; synapse; axon. Gene Ontology annotation, biological process: calcium-ion regulated exocytosis; vesicle fusion; cellular response to calcium ion. The annotation marks the transcript as partial. The transcript is spliced from 7 exons. Lineage: Eukaryota; Metazoa; Chordata; Lepidosauria; Squamata; Gekkonidae. Gene Ontology annotation, molecular function: calcium-dependent phospholipid binding; phosphatidylserine binding; SNARE binding. The record is from RefSeq and is a predicted model, not a curated record.